AUGGAUAACACUUCGGCGCCCCUAGCGGACUACUUCUGGAUUGCGGGUAUCGAGUCCGUACCCUAUCAAGACCUCCCGCUACCACCCUCAUCUACGCAGGUAGAAGAUAUCAUCACUGAAGAUGGCGAACCCGAAGAAGAGCUCACUGAAACUGUAUCUUCGCCUUCGCCUUCGGCCAACAAAACCUUUGCUCGACACUCUCGCCAGAGUUCCAAUAACAGACUCUCAAAAGCCUCAUUCAGUUCAAUUCAUACACUCGAGGAACUAGAUGGGAACACACGAAGCAACAGGAGCAGCGCUACUAUAAGACCCAACCCUCUUCCUGCUCAUGAAGGCGGUGGCUUCCUCGGCGAUUUCGAUUUCGACAAAGCCCUCGUUAAAUUCGCGGCCGAAAGGGAGAACUUCUUAGAGGACCUCAGCUUCUCGGCUGGUGCCAAGACCCAGUCGCGACCUCCGAUGGUAAACCCACGUGCCGAAAGAAUUAAGGCCGACGAUGCUUCAGGCGGAAGAAUGAGCCCUAUAAAAAACAUCAGGGGCAGUAUACGUGGCAGUCUGAGACGGAAGAUAAGUUUUAGGGAGAUGAAUAGCGUGCGAAAGCAGCCAACAGCCCCGAGACCUGCUUCAAUUCGGACCACCAAGAGACUGAGCAGCUACAAUGCCGUUAUUCCUCCCCCUGAACCUCUUAACCUCGACCCGGAUAUGCACCCCCUGAAACGACGAUUCGAACCCGAGCUACUCGAUCGGUAUCCUUCGCGGAACGAUUCGGAAGGUCUCUCUAGGAGGGGGAGGUUUCCAGACUACGUUCCCAUGUUCGCGUUCCCUAACGACAUACAGAUCGUUUCGUCUGAUGAAAGACCGAGGUCGACAUGGCACGGCUUUACCAUGACAUCAGAUGACAACUCCAAGCUUUAUGGUGUGACCGUCAUCAUAUGGACGGCACUUACAACAGAUGUAGCAGAUGAAAUUGAGAGACGUUGUGAGCACUGGAGACAGAGACAUAUGACCGAGGAGGAGCGGGAGCUUGCAGGCAGCCUUGGAGCGCGUCUCGCUGCAGAGCGUGCGCAUCUCUCACAACUGCUUGCCAAACUUCCCACAGUACCCUCUGGGUCUGCUGCUCGAGAGUCGCUUGACGACCACAUCAGUUCGGUGGAGGAGAAAAUCAGCUUAAUGACAGAAAUGUUGCGGCCUCUGAGACACGGCGCAGCGUCGAAGAUUGAUGGUUUGACCGCUGGUGAGAGUGGCCUCUGGACACCACGAGCGUACGGCAUUCUUGGUAGAGAUGUCACGAGAAUGGGCUUCUGGAAGGAUUGGCUUCGAGCUGUCAUCGUGCCAAUGACUGACGGUGGAAUAUUGCGCGUGCCUCCAAGCUCGCCACGAGUUGGUCGUUGGCAGCCACUGGAACGAUAUGUGGUUAAUCUGUGCACUGAGGCAUUCAGUCCCCUCAGCUCUAAAACCCAGGUUGAGAUUGGUGUGCGCGAGCUGCGUCUCUACGCGCGAAAGGAGGCUAUCAAUGAACUUCCCGGCUCGCGUAACAUUGACAUCUAUGCGUUAUUCAGGUCCCUCUCUCUUGAGAAUGUAGUGACUCUCUUCGAAUACGCCAUGUCCGAAUCCCGCAUCAUCUUCCUUUCUUCGCAUACUGCCAUGCUGCACUUAGCCUGCCAUUCUUUGGUCAGCCUCAUGUAUCCGCUGACUUGGGCAAGUAUAUUCAUACCUAUCUUACCGGCGCGGUUGAUAUCUGCUCUCGACGCCCCUUGCCCAUACGUUGUCGGUAUUGAGCGAAGAUACGAUAACAUUAUACUUCCGGAUGAUGACUACGUUCUAGUAGAUCUGGACAAGGACACAAUCGAUGCGACGGCAUUGCCAGUCCGCCUACCAAAGCAGCACCGUCGGAAACUUCUUUCACUCUUGCAAUUUGCUGCCCCUCAUGCUUUACGCUACGGCGUCACCACCGGACCUCCUCCCUAUGCCAUCGAAUCCUUCCCUUACGAUGCAUUUUCGGGAGAGAACGGUGCUUUAUUCAACGAGAGGGCUGCGCCAAGUACAUUGCACAAAUGGGUCGCACAAAACUCGUCAUCCUUCGGGGAAGCCGAACCAGUCGGCACGCUGAGGCCACCCAUAUUUAACGCAUUUCUGCAUGCUAAGCCAGACGGAUCGGAUCGGCCUGACACAAGCAAGUCUAACAAGACUAGCCCUCCAUCAUCAGUCUCCCCUGUCUCUGUGAACUUCCCGCCUAUGCCAGCGACACCCAUCUCUAGAAGCGAUUCUGGGUUCGCGCUAUCCUCCACGUUAAGAGAGAAGAGGUCGGGCCAUUUUGAUGGAGUAGGUCGGCGUAGCUCCUCGUUUGGCCAGGCACCUGCCCAUCGGCCUCAUCAGCCAUUCUUGAAUGGUCAUCAGUCAAACUUGUCCAUCUCGGCCAUUUCGAUCGACUCGCAAUCAUCGUACGGCGGUUAUGCCCCGUCGUCUUAUGCGCAGUCUACUCUUGCUGCGUCAACGGUGAUGCCUAAUAUGCUUGUACAACCCGUAGAAAAUACAGAUUCCACCGUAUGGGUUGAAGGGCAUUGCUUCAACUUUGUCUCUAAUGAUACAACCCCUGCAUGCGCUAUUUGCGACGAGCGCUCCGAGGGUGAUGGAUGGUACAAAUGUUCCGGGUGUGGAACAGCCACACACGGGCGUUGUCUUGGCUGCGUCUGUCUUGUCUGUCCAGUGGCUUUCAACGCUGACAAGGUCCGGGCUGCCUUCGUACGCUGUCUCGCCAGCCUCCUCUACACAUAUCGCAAAUACCUCAGCCGGCCAACGAAGGACCAAAAGAAUAGUGGUCAACUAUACGGAUUCGACAUGAAUGGGUUUAUUAAGAGCUUACCGUACGAUCAGCAAGAAUAUGUUGCGAUGAUGAAAGAGACGCAAGCAUUCAAUGAAUUCAUCCAUGAGCGCGAGACGCACCCAGCCACAAACCCGGAGAUUCGCCUUUUCGACGAAAUCAUUCUGGCCAAGAAGGCCAGGGGAAAAACUAGUUUGUCUUCCGGAUUAUCCCGCUUGUCAACAAUACGGGCGUCUCACGGUGUUUCAGCUUCCCUUCCCGGCCUGCAAAUCCCAUCGAGGCACUCCCGAUCACAACCUUUCCUGACAGACGCGUCUGAUCACAUAUGGAGAACCGCGAGCGUGCCUGUGCCCAACUCCAAGUUCCAAGGCGACUAUCGUGCCGUGACAACCAGAACACCCGCACAGCUGGACUCCUCGUUUAUGAAGGAACCCCGUUCUAUACAGGGUGUACCACGUCCCGAACCACGCCGAAGAGGGGUCCUCCGGAAGCAAGUCCCCAGCAUGAUGCUCACCACGCCCACAUCGCCCUCCUCUCCCGAGGGAUCUCAAUAG
Molecule: messenger RNA, 3372 nt
Organism: Hypoxylon fragiforme
Lineage: Eukaryota; Fungi; Ascomycota; Sordariomycetes; Xylariales; Hypoxylaceae
Product: DENN-domain-containing protein
Exons: 3
Coding region: 1-3372 (1123 amino acids)
Biological process (GO): regulation of Rab protein signal transduction
Cellular component (GO): cytoplasmic vesicle
Source: RefSeq, a predicted model, not a curated record